Closterium sp. NIES-67 is the source of this 1031-nucleotide messenger RNA. The record is from the annotation of a GenBank genome assembly. Lineage: Eukaryota; Viridiplantae; Streptophyta; Zygnematophyceae; Desmidiales; Closteriaceae.
CUCUGAAUGUGCAUUGACUAUCGGGCGCUGAAUCGGCCAAUCAUCAAAUCUCGUUACCCAAUCCCACGGGCGGAUGAUCUCCUGGACCAACUUUGCGGGGCUCGCGUCUUCUCCAAGAUUGACCUGCGAUGCGGUUACCAUCAAUUCCGAGUUUUUGCUGAUGACUACCACAAGACGGCGUUAAGAACCCGCUAUGGCAACUACGAGUACACGGUGAUGCCAUUUGGCCUCACAAACGCGCCCUCUAGAUUCCAGCUGACCAUGAAUGGCGUGUUCAGAGAUCUACUCGACAAGUGUGUCAUCGUCUAUCUGGAUGACAUCCUUAUCUUCAACAAGAUACCGGAACAGCACCUCAAAGACCUCGAUACGGUUUAUCAACGGCUGCAGCAGUACCGGCUCAUCACCAAAGGCUCUAUGUGCGAGUUCCUAAUAUCCGAACUAGAAAUUUUGGGACAUGUCGUUGGAGCGGGCGGCAUUAAAAUCGACCUAAAGAAGAUCGCCACCAUCUGCGACUGGAAGCCGCCCACGAGUUUACAGGAGCUGCAGAGUUUUCUUCGGUUCGUUAAUUACGUCCGGUGCUUUAUCCCCAAUAUGGUAGGGACAACCGGACCAUUAACUGCCCUGAUGCGGAAGCGAACUUCAUUUGAGUGGGGGGAGAGACAGCAGGCUGCUUUUGACGAACUCAGAAAUUUUCUGAAGUCACCACUGGUCCUUCGAAUCGCUUAUCUAUCUCGACCGUUCAAAGUCUUGAUGGACGCUAGCGAUUUCGUUAUCGGCGCGGUACUGUUACACGAUUUCGGUGACGAAAUCCAACCAAUCGCAUACCAUUCUAGAAAGAUGCAUGCAGCCGAGCGCAACUACCUCGUCCACGAAAACGAAGUACUCGCCAUCGUGCACGCGUUUAAAGCGUGGCGAAGCUACUUGACAGGAGCCGACGUGACAGUACGGACAGACCCGGCAACUGCCCCAAUCCUGCUCGAUGGGAAGAAUUCCUGCCACCCAUAAAUUUUCAUCUGAACGACCAUUUUGGU